Messenger RNA from Cavia porcellus (domestic guinea pig), 957 nucleotides. It is a transcript of the gene Cavporv1r657, whose product is annotated as vomeronasal 1 receptor cavPorV1R657. Gene Ontology annotation, biological process: G protein-coupled receptor signaling pathway. Gene Ontology annotation, molecular function: pheromone receptor activity. Lineage: Eukaryota; Metazoa; Chordata; Mammalia; Rodentia; Caviidae. Gene Ontology annotation, cellular component: membrane. The transcript has a single exon. The record is from RefSeq and is marked provisional. Bases 1 to 957 code for a protein of 318 amino acids.
AUGCCAUCUAACAUUGUCAAGGGAGCAAUCUCUGUGUCGCUAACUGGAGUUGGCACUAUGGGUAACAUCUUUGUUUUUGUGAAGUACAUGCUCGUAUUUGCAGGAAGUGAGAUGAAACCUAUACAUUUCAUUCUCGUCCAUUUGGCUGUUACAAAUACCAUGACUCUGCUUUCCAAGGGAGUGCCAGGUACCUUAGCAGUUUUCGGUGUGAGGAACUUCCUAGAUGACACAGGGUGUAAGAUUGUUGUUUACAUGCAGCGGGUGGCCCGGGGCCUCUCCAUCUGCACCACUGGUCUCCUCACAAUGGUCCAGGCCAUCACCAUGAGUCCCAGAACCUCGGGGUGGAGGAAACUCUGGCCUAUGUCUGCGUGGCACCUCCUUCCCUUGUGUCUUUUCUUUUGGAUUCUCAAUUCCUCAGUAGGCAUGAACUUACUCCUUUAUAUCACAAGUAUAAACAAGAACACAUCAAAAGGGAGCAUGAACCGUAGUCCCUGUUUUUUUCAACCAGAAAACUCAAAAGUGAAAUGGAUAUUUCUCAUGGCCAUGGUAGGACGAGACAUCGUGUUUUUGGCUGCCAUGGGCACAGCCAGUGGUCACAUCAUCUUUCUUCUCCGCAAGCACCACCAGCGUGCUCUCUGCCUACAGAUCUCCAAGUCACUCCACAAAGCUGCCCCUGAGAUCAGAGCCUCUAAAAGUGUGAUCCUUCUGAUGCUCUGCUUUGUUUUGUUCUAUUGGACAGAUUGUGUCUUUUCUGUAUUUAAUCAUUCUUUCCUUGAGAAUAAUUUCAUUUUAUUAGAUGUUUGGAAUUUUGUGACCCUCGGUUAUGCUAUUGUCAGCCCAUUUGUGCUGAUUCACAGAGAUGUACACCUGACCAAGUUCAGGCGAGCUCUGUGGAACACAGCAAGCACUGAAAAGCUGCGUGUUCCUUCAUCCUUUCCUUGGGUAAGUUCGAAGUAG